AUGGAAAGGAUUUUUAAUGCAAAGAGGUGUAUGGACGAGAACAAAUUGGCUUUUUCCGAGUACUUGCGAACUAGGGAAGCCAGUGAUUGGUGGAGUAGUAUGCAGAUGCUAUUGGAGGGUAGCGGUACUCCCAUCUCUUGGGAAGUAUUCAAGCAGAAGUUCUAUACUGGGUAUUUUCCCAACAAUGUUCAGUUUGCAAAGGAGGUGGAGUUUCUGGAGCUUGUUCAAGGGAACAUGUCUCUGUUUGAGUAUGCCGAUUGGAAGUUUGAGAAUGGGUUGAGAGGUGACAUCAAGAAGUUGGUCACGGGUUUGUGUAUUCAUGAGUUUCCGGCUUUGGUAGAGAGGGCUAGAGUUCUAGAGAAGACUAAGAUGGAGGUUGAGAAGAGGCAACAACUAAGAGUUGGAGGACCGAGUGCAUCUAGAGGCAGUUCUAGUCCUAAGAGGGCUCCUUUUCUUGGCCUUCUUCUUCUUCUGGGUCCAAGGGUUCUUCUUCACAGUUAUCCGGUUCCAGUGGUCACUCAGGAUAGUUCGGACCUGUGA
Vigna radiata var. radiata (mung bean) is the source of this 540-nucleotide messenger RNA. RefSeq lists its product as uncharacterized. Lineage: Eukaryota; Viridiplantae; Streptophyta; Magnoliopsida; Fabales; Fabaceae. The transcript has 2 exons. The record is from RefSeq and is a predicted model, not a curated record. Bases 1 to 540 code for a protein of 179 amino acids.